AUGAUAUACUAUAACUGCACUGAGUUGACGAUCGUUAUCCUGCAAGCCGAAGAACUACCGGCUAUGGAUCUUGGCGGUACUUCUGAUCCCUAUGUGAAACUGUUUCUUCUUCCGGAUAAAAAGAAGAAGUUCCAAACAAAAGUUCAGCGAAAAUCACUUAAUCCUGUCUUCAAUGAGAGUUUCACAUUCAAGAUACCGUAUAAUGAGAUAGGAGGCCAAACAUUGGUUCUAAAUGUUUUCGACUUUGACCGAUUUGGCAAACAUGACCAGCACACAAGGCUUUCUUUUUACUAA
Messenger RNA from Strongylus vulgaris, 294 nucleotides. NCBI's taxonomy places the organism in Eukaryota, Metazoa, Nematoda, Chromadorea, Rhabditida, Strongylidae. The record is from the annotation of a GenBank genome assembly.